Lactuca saligna is the source of this 378-nucleotide messenger RNA. The record is from the annotation of a GenBank genome assembly. Lineage: Eukaryota; Viridiplantae; Streptophyta; Magnoliopsida; Asterales; Asteraceae.
AUGGUGAAUCUGAAUGCCAACGUCGUGAUGAAUUAUGCAAACAUGCUUAGAUAUGCGAUAAAAGUUCCAAUAUUACUUCCAGAGUAUUACGAUCAAUGGGCAGAUCGUAAGGAAGACUAUCACAACAGGAUAGAUGAAGAUCUUUGGCGAUAUAUUGAAAUAAGACCUUAUCGUGCUGAUCUUAUUCAAAUAGUUGGAAAUGCUAAUGUUGUUGAAGACACGAUUGCUCAAGAAAAUAAGAAGAAGGUGAAUGACAAAAGGUAUCUUUGUGAACUGCACACAACUUUGCCACCAGUUGUUUACAACUAUGUUCGAGGCUAUAAAACCGCAAAAGAAAUUUGGGACACUUUGAAGGAUAAAUAUCAAGGUAAUGAAUGA